Molecule: messenger RNA, 1169 nt
Organism: Pocillopora verrucosa
Lineage: Eukaryota; Metazoa; Cnidaria; Anthozoa; Scleractinia; Pocilloporidae
Product: transcription factor Atoh1-like
Molecular function (GO): DNA-binding transcription factor activity, RNA polymerase II-specific; protein dimerization activity
Source: RefSeq, a predicted model, not a curated record
AUGGAAGCUUCUACAAGAAACGAAAAUGGGAAGAAACGCUACCACCUUCGUCAUAAGUCCCGCGAGGCCCGGAAUAAGCUCGCAGAAUUGGCCAAUUUUGAGGAGGAUGGAGAUGAAAUAUGCAGCGACUGCUUUCGAGAUUCGGCGCGGUUACGAAAGUACCCACAUUUGAGGUCAAGUCGGGAUUGCGCUACGGUGAGAGAGAGAAAUCGAAUGCAUAAAUUGAACAGAGCAUUUGAAGAGCUAAGAAACGUUAUACCAAAGGAAAGCUACGAUGGAGAAGAAAAACUCUCCAAGAUUGCCACUUUGAGACUAGCUAUUCACUACAUAAAUGUCCUCGAGAACAUCUUGGAACAGGAUUCGGGCGAUGAAAGCGAAAAAGACGAAGACGCCACGAGCAAACGACAACGUUUAAGUGAUGAGGAAACUUCUUCAAACACCAGCAGUGCAGAGCUUGAUUCACAAGGUUCUCCCGAGGGAAUUUUCUCUAAUGAAAGUUUUUGGUGUGGUACUCUGGAAGAAUUUGUCGGCCCUCACUGCGAAGAGCUUUCUCUCACCGAAGCUCUGGAGGUUUACUCAAUUACUAACACAAGUCUGACAUCAUGACAGAUCCUUCAGUGAUGAAUUCAGUUUGUACUUCUGUUACAUUCACGACAGACCUUCAACAAUCUAGAGGCUUAGAGGAAGGUUUGGUUAAAGAAUAGGCUUUACAGAAAUAAGCAGUGGGGUAGAAAGUGGGAAAAGAGUUAUCCAGGUGAAAUGCCAAGAAUAUCCUGCCAAUUCAUUUCGAGUUGACGACAUGCUCGUAGCUUUUUUAGCUCCGUAGAAACGGUGUAAGGGUUAAAUAUUUUACAUUCAUGUCUUCUUUGCUUGCAAAAUCUUAUUUGCUCAAAGGAAUAGUAAGUUUGUAAUAAGCUGCCGAAGUUGUUUGCUGCUAUUGCAAAGAGUUUCAACCGAAAGGCUUCAUUUUCGUUAUUCUUAAUAACGUGGAAAUCAAGACAAAGAGAAACUUGAUCUUUUGUAGCGGAGCUUUACGGGAAAUUUUCCAGCCGAAUUCACGAGUCAUACAGAAGUUCAGCAUUUAGAUUCCAUUGAUUUUCAAGGUUAACUAGAAACUUUACGUCCAAUGCGAUGCACACUGCGAGAAUGCAAGAAAGAGAUUUUACAGU